AUGAAGGCAUUGAUUCUGGUUGGAGGGUUUGGAACUAGGUUGAGGCCAUUGACACUCAGUGUCCCAAAGCCUCUUGUUGAUUUUGCUAACAAACCCAUGAUUUUGCAUCAGAUAGAGGCUCUUAAGGCCACUGGAGUUACUGAAGUGGUACUGGCCAUCAAUUACCAACCAGAGGUUAUGUUGAAUUUCUUGAAGGAUUUUGAAGCAAAGCUAGGCAUUAAGAUUAGUUGUUCACAAGAAACUGAACCACUAGGAACUGCAGGCCCCUUGGCUCUUGCUAGGGAUAAGCUGCUAGAUGAAUCUGGAGAGCCAUUUUUUGUUCUCAACAGUGAUGUUAUCAGUGAGUACCCACUUAAAGAAAUGAUUGAGUUUCACAAAUCCCAUGGAGGGGAGGCUUCCAUAAUGGUUACAAAGGUUGACGAGCCAUCAAAAUAUGGUGUUGUUGUAACGGAGGAGACCACAGGGAAGGUUGAGAAAUUUGUUGAGAAACCGAAGUUGUUUGUUGGUAACAAAAUCAAUGCUGGAAUUUACCUAUUGAACCCAUCUGUUUUGGAUAGAAUUGAACUGAGGCCCACUUCUAUCGAAAAAGAAAUUUUUCCAAAGAUUGCUGCAGAGAAAAAGCUAUUUGCAAUGGUCCUUCCUGGAUUCUGGAUGGACAUCGGACAACCGAGGGACUAUAUUACUGGCUUGAGGCUUUACCUGGACUCAUUGAGGAAGAAGUCUUCUUCUAAGCUGGCCAUUGGCUCUAACAUUGUGGGGAAUGUCAUUGUUGAUGAAACAGCCAAAAUUGGCGAGGGCUGUCUCAUUGGACCUGAUGUCGCUAUCGGUCCCGGCUGCAUUGUUGAGUCUGGUGUGAGGCUCUCACGCUGCACAGUAAUGCGAGGCGUCCGGAUUAAGAAGCAUGCUUGCAUUUCCAGCAGUAUUAUUGGGUGGCAUUCCACUGUUGGACAAUGGGCUCGAGUGGAGAAUAUGACUAUCCUUGGAGAAGAUGUUCAUGUUUGUGACGAGAUUUACAGCAACGGAGGUGUUGUUUUGCCCCACAAGGAGAUUAAGACAAAUAUUCUGAAACCCGAGAUUGUCAUGUGA
Lathyrus sativus (Indian pea) is the source of this 1086-nucleotide messenger RNA. The record is from the annotation of a GenBank genome assembly. Lineage: Eukaryota; Viridiplantae; Streptophyta; Magnoliopsida; Fabales; Fabaceae.